Onthophagus taurus is the source of this 1595-nucleotide messenger RNA. RefSeq names its product N-acetylglucosamine-6-phosphate deacetylase. Gene Ontology annotation, biological process: N-acetylglucosamine catabolic process. NCBI's taxonomy places the organism in Eukaryota, Metazoa, Arthropoda, Insecta, Coleoptera, Scarabaeidae. The record is from RefSeq and is a predicted model, not a curated record. Gene Ontology annotation, molecular function: N-acetylglucosamine-6-phosphate deacetylase activity.
UUUAUCGAAUUUUCCCUAAACCAAAUAAACCGACAACAUGUUUAUGCUUUUAUAGAUGAUGUUACAGUAAAAAUACAAAGAAAAACACGAAUCUGUCAAGUGUAUUUCGUGUUGGUUAGAUAUCAGCUGUGUUUAUCGAUUUCGACCUAAAUUCUAAAUUUCAAUGUGUUUUAAAACACAUUAUAAUGGUUACUUAAGCUAAUAAGGCUGAUUAGGUAUGUAAAUAGUUUUGCUUCACCGUUUCGCGACAUUCCACAAAAGAUUGUAGAAAAUUUUUUAAUACAACAGUGUUGAAAAAAUGUCUUCGCAACUAAAGCAAUUUAUAAACUGCCGGAUACUCAGGGAUCAUAAAAUUAUUAGAGAAGACUUUUGGAUUAGAGAUGGUAAAAUAAUUGACCCAGAAAAAGUAUUUUUUGAUGAAAAAAUCCAAGCUAACCAACAGAUCGAUUGUAAAGGAGCCAUAAUUGCACCUGGUUUUAUAGAAUUACAGAUAAAUGGUGGAUUUGGUUAUGAUUUCUCAAAUUUAAAUGAUACUCAAGAAGGAAUUAAUUGUGUGGCUAAAGGUUUAUUAGCCCAUGGAGUAACAUCAUUCUGUCCAACUGUUGUUACAUCACCAAAAGAAAUUUACCAUACUGUUUUGCCCAAAAUACAAAAACGAAAAGGAAAUAAAGAUGGUGCCACUAUUUUGGGUGUUCAUAUAGAAGGACCAUUUAUUAACAUUCAGAAAAAAGGAGCUCAUCCAGAGCAGCAUAUCAAAACUUUCGAAAAUGGGUUUGAAAGUGUUUUAGAUAUGUAUGGAACUUUAGAUCAUGUUCAAAUCAUCACAAUUGCGCCAGAAUUAGAGAAUUCUAAAAUAGUCAUUGAGGGAUGUAUUCAAAGAAAUAUUAUUGUUUCUGUUGGUCAUUCUAUGGCUGAUUUAAGCUCUGGAGAAGAAGCUGUUAAGAAUGGGGCAACUUUUAUAACACAUUUAUUCAAUGCAAUGUUACCUUUCCAUCACCGAGAUCCUGGUUUAGUAGGAUUAUUAACAUCAGAUCAACUACCGGAAGGAAAAACCGUUUAUUUUGGAAUCAUUUCUGAUGGAGUUCAUACUCACCCUGCUGCUUUAAGAAUUGCUCAUAGAGCGCAUCCAAAUGGUUUAGUUUUGGUGACAGAUGCAAUUUCUGCUAUGGGUUUAGCACAAGGAAAACAUAAUAUUGGUCAAUUAGAAAUUGAAAUUCGCGAUAAUAAAGCGUACAUUGCAGGAACUGAUACAUUAUGUGGCAGUAUUACUACUAUGAAUAAAUGCGUACAAAUUUUUAUGCAAUCAACUGGAUGUUCUAAAGAAUACGCUUUGGAAACUGCAACUUUACACCCAGCUCAAGUACUUGGGAUUACUGACAAAAAAGGGACUUUAAAUUUUAAUGCAGAUGCUGAUUUUAUAAUUUUAAAUGACGAUUUAGAUGUACUCGAAACUUGGAUUGCUGGAGAAUGUGUGUAUAAAUAAUGUUCUUAAUUUUAAUAUGUAAAAAAAUAAUUAUUAUUUAGGUGCUAAAUAAGGUGUGUUUAUAAAAAGAAGUUGUAACAUUUUAUAUUUAACACAAAAUCUAAUAUAUAUC